Eruca vesicaria subsp. sativa (arugula) is the source of this 1678-nucleotide messenger RNA. Lineage: Eukaryota; Viridiplantae; Streptophyta; Magnoliopsida; Brassicales; Brassicaceae. The record is from the annotation of a GenBank genome assembly.
UUCACUUUCUCCUUUGUUCUCUUUAUUCUUGUGCGCGAAUUUCAAUUGCGUCCAUACAAAGCGUCGUCGAUAUCGCCUUUCGGCAAUCGGAUCUGCUCGAUUUUUGAUUUAUAACAAGUGAAGAGACAUCAUGAUUCUGAGUCAGCCUGAGAUCAGGGUCCUCGACGUCAAGUGCCAUAUCUCCUCUGCCAAAGAGCAGAACAGUUUUCGUGUUUCUGAGUCUGUGCGUGCUGAGAUUUCCGAUUCCGCUGAAACGCCUCGAUUCGAAUCGGGCAUGAGUUUUGCAACCACUACCAUUGAAGUUGAAGAGCCCACCAGUGAGUUUUUCCCAACUAUACGUUCAGGGAGCUUUGCUGACAUUCGAGGCCGAGAAACCAUGGAGGAUGAACACAUCUGCAUAGACGACUUAUCAGCUCAUUUUCGAUCCGUCAACUUCUCCUUACCAAGUGCUUUCUAUGGAGUGUUUGAUGGCCAUGGUGGACCUGAGGCAUCACUUUACAUGAAGGAGAACCUGGCAAGUCUGUUUUUCCAAGAUUCUGUUUUUCCAGAGAUGCCCUCCAGUGUGGACAACUUUUUCUUGCAAGAACUUGGGAACUCUCACCGAAAAGCUUUUGCUUUGGCUGAUCUCGCCAUGGCUGAUGAUAGCAUUGUCAGUGGUUCAUGUGGGACAACCGCCUUGACCGCUCUCAUUGUCGGACGACAUCUUCUUGUUGCUAAUGCUGGAGAUUGCCGUGCAGUGCUAUGCCGGAGAGGGGUGGCUGUUGACAUGUCUUUCGAUCACAGAUCAACAUACGAGCCAGAGCGUAGGCGGAUUGAAGACCUAGGAGGAUACUUUGAGGAUGGGUACCUCAACGGGGUCCUUGCUGUCACACGUGCCAUUGGAGACUGGGAACUGAAGAGUCCUUUCACUGGCUCCUCCUCACCUCUGAUAUCAGACCCAGAGAUUCAACAGAUUAUCCUAACAGAGGACGACGAGUUCUUGAUUUUGGCAUGUGAUGGAAUUUGGGACGUAUUGUCAAGCCAGAAUGCAGUGAGUAACGUAAGGCAAGGACUGAGGAGACACGGCGACCCGAGUCAAAGCGCAAUGGAACUUGGGAAAGAAGCAGCGAGGCUUAACUCAUCAGAUAAUAUGACGGUUGUGGUCAUCUGCUUCUCCUCGGUUCCUUCUUUACCUCAACAACCGCAGAGUAGGUUAAGGUUCUGUGUUUCUGAUGAAGCUCGAUCUCGGUUACAAGCUAUGCUUGGAGGCGACUGAAGCCAGUCUUUUUUUGGCAGUAUAUAUAUAAAGAGGGAUCGGUUUUAGACCGGUCCGGUGAUUAUUUCUCUAAAUUGUGAUUGGUUCCAGUGAGAUCAAAAUAAAAGACUUCGAGAGGAAAGGACAUGUUUGUAAUGUUGGUUGGUCAUUUUUAAUUCAUCUGUUUGCUAGGUUGUUUCAGAAGAGAGUGCUAGAGAAAAAGCAACCUGAAGUUUUGUUAUGACUAUUGGAAGCAGAAGCACCAAAUUGGUGAUGACUAUUUCAAGUUUUGAACUUUGUUCUUUUUGAGGAUUAGUGAUGUUCCCAUUGAUAUUUAAGGAAAUUUAUUUCCAGUAUUUGAAUUUGGAUUGGUGAUGAAUAUUCCAUUUUUUUUUUUGUUUUGAGGAUUUGUGAUGUACCCAUUAUUGUUUUAAGGAUUUUUAC